This is a messenger RNA of Colius striatus (speckled mousebird), 3267 nucleotides long. RefSeq names its product bestrophin-1. Bases 249 to 2540 code for a protein of 763 amino acids. The record is from RefSeq and is a predicted model, not a curated record. Lineage: Eukaryota; Metazoa; Chordata; Aves; Coliiformes; Coliidae. Gene Ontology annotation, molecular function: chloride channel activity. The transcript has 10 exons.
GAAAAGACAACAGAGUCUCUUUUGUAAUGAGGAAGGAUUAUGGCAUCAAGUGACCGGCUGCAGCUCCCAAGUGGGUUUCAGGCUCCUUAGCACACCGUGGUCUGGCAGGUUCAAUCCCUUCCAUGAGCCAAGGGGGCACGAGGAGGAGGCGGGCCGUGGCGCGGGCCACAAAGGACCCAGCAAGGACACGUGUGGGGCCAAACCUCCCCAGCCUCUGGUGCAGCUCAGGAGCCCAUGACUGAUCUGUGAUGACAGUGACAUACACCAACCGUGUGGCUGAUGCCCGCCUGGGCACCUUCUCCCAGCUCCUGCUCCAAUGGAAAGGAAGCAUCUACAAACUCCUCUACUCAGAGUUCCUGAUUUUCAUCUCUCUCUACUUCACCAUCAGUCUUGUCUACAGGCUGAUCCUGAGCGAGAGCCAAAGGCUGAUGUUUGAGAAGCUGGCACUCUACUGCAACAGCUAUGCUGAGCUCAUCCCUGUGUCCUUUGUGCUGGGUUUCUACGUGGCUCUGGUGGUAUCUCGUUGGUGGGCUCAGUACGAGAGCAUCCCCUGGCCUGACCGCAUCAUGAACUUGGUGUCGUGCAACGUGGCCGGGGAGGACGAGUACGGGCGGCUGCUGCGGCGCACGCUGAUGCGCUACAGCAACCUGAGCAGCGUGCUCAUCCUGCGCUCCGUCAGCACCGCCGUCUACAAGCGCUUCCCCAGCAUGGAGCACGUCGUCAGGGCAGGCCUCAUGACACCAGAAGAGCACAAGAAGUUUGAGAGCUUGCAUUCCCCCCACAACAAGUUUUGGAUCCCGUGUGUGUGGUUCUCUAACCUGGCUGUGAAGGCAAGGAACGAGGGGAGGAUCCGGGACAGCGUGCUGCUCCAAGGCAUCCUGAAUGAGCUCAACACCCUGCGCAGCCAGUGCGGGCGGCUCUACGGGUACGACUGGAUCAGCAUCCCCCUGGUCUACACACAGGUGGUGACCGUGGCUGUUUACAGCUUCUUCCUGGCCUGUCUGAUUGGGAGGCAGUUCCUGGAUCCAGAAAAAGCAUAUCCUGGCCAUGAGCUAGAUCUCUUUGUGCCUGUCUUCACCUUUUUGCAGUUCUUCUUCUAUGCUGGCUGGUUAAAGGUGGCAGAGCAGCUCAUCAACCCUUUUGGGGAGGACGAUGAUGACUUUGAAACCAACUGGCUCAUCGACAGGAACCUGCAGGUCUCCCUUAUGGCUGUGGAUGAGAUGCAUCAGGAUUUACCCAUUCUGGAGAAAGACCUGUACUGGAAUGAGCCUGAUCCCCAGCCCCCCUACACCGCAGCCACUGCUGAGUACAAACGCCCAUCGUUCCUUGGCUCAACCUUUGACAUCAGCAUGCAAAAAGAAGAGAUGGAGUUCCAGCCCUUGGAGCAAAUCAAAGAGAACGAAGAGGCCAACCACUCCACACCGUUACUGGGCCACCUGGGUCGUCUCCUUGGUGUCCAGUCCCCAACCUUCUCCAGGUCCUCUUCCCGGAUGAACCUGCUGCGGCGGCGAGGAGACCCCACGUCCCCCUUCUGCCACUACCCCUACGACACGGCCAAGUCUGGCAGCCCCUGCGGCAUCAGUCCGCCCAGGGGAGACUCCAGCUCCCAGGAGCAGUGGGACAGCGAAGAUAGAAAGCUAAGGGAGUUUGAUGCCUUCAUGUCAACCCCCUUUUACGAGAGACCUGGUUUCUACAGCGCUCCACAGACACCCAUCAGCUCCAUCCCCAUGAUCUUCCCUUCCAGACGCCAAGGCCGUAAGAAGCCCCCCGCGCUCUCCAGCAUCGCUGCCUGCUCUGCUUCUCUUAGGGAUGUCAUUGUCAACUCCUCCCCUUCCAGAGCCAGUGAUGUGUACAAGAGCCAGAGCUCCCUCGGCUCAGCUGCAAAGGAAACAUUUAUUUGGCCAACUGAUAGAAGCAAAGGCCCUGACUCGGUGGUUGCAACAGUAGAAGAAAAGGGCGUCUCGAGCAGUAAAAGCAGAGAAGUUGCCGCCACAGGAAGCCCAGGAGCUCAGUCCACAGCAUCUGAUAGCCCUAAAUUCCCCUUCUUAGAGUCCCCAGACCAUGAGAAGCAGGGUAGCUUCAAGAGUCUAAAGAGCAUGAAAGCUUCCCACCCACCCUGGCUAAGCCUGGAGAAUGCAGCAUCAGCCACUCCCAACUCUGAGCCUUCAAGCACCUUCCACACCCCAAGUACCAAAACCCCCGGGGGCACCGCCUCCCUCUGCUUCUCCUUCACCCCUGCAACAUCCCCAGUGCUGGAGAGAUCCCACAUAGGGAACACAGGCUCUGAUGCUCAGAGCCUAAGCGGAGAAGAUGCAGCCAGUGCUCCAGACCAGCAUCCAGCAGAGGUUUCCAGGAACAUGAGAGACAGUGGAAAUGGAAGCACCAACACUCCCCAUACAAAAGAGGCAAGGAGAGCAGAGAGUCCAUCCCCCAAUGACUCUGGCAUCUCUCUAGCAGAAGGGGACUACGUGGGGCUGAUGGAGGUGAUCAUGGAGAGCAAUGAAAGCACAGGUGAGGAGCAGAUAGACCAGUACAGCUAGAGGAGACUGAGAGGCACCAGCAGUUGUGUUGGGAUAGCUGCCACACCAGCCAUAUGGUCAUACCGUCACACCUGGCCACAGCAGGACUUGCCCACACUGAAGGGCAGUGCAGCCAAACCACCUACUGCUGGAACACACAGGCAGAGCCUGUGCUACCACACACUGCUGCUGGCCUCAGCUACAGCAGGUGGCACAACUUCAGGGUUGCCACAAUAAAACACACCUCUGUUUGUAGCAAGGGAACAAAUGUGAGUGUUAAAAGAUUGCAGAUGCUCAGCAGGGAGCAGACUGAAGAACCUGGAGUGCAGGAGUAGCCCAAAGCAGAAGAGGAAUAGAGGUAAUGAGACCUUCCCCUUCUUUACCACAGCACCUGCGACUGGAGCUUUGUGCCAACAUCUGUCAUAAGCCCCAGGUCUCAGGCAGGACUUGUAUUUACUGACAAGAUCCUCCAGGGAAAGUAAGGGACUGAAGAGAGUCACAUCACUUGUGACACAGACCCAGAGUGCUUCUUGAAGUCCUGUCUAGUGGGUGUCUUCCAGUACUGGGAUAAGGCAGGGCAAGUGUCCACUAGCUCAGGAGGCUGUAGUCAAGGGUAUUUGGUUCCACAUCACAUCUGCCACUGAUUUGGCAGUGCCCAGACAACUCAUCUGAGUGGCAGCAGACACCACACAGCUGCGAGUUUUCACUGUCUUCCCUAAGAAAAUAAAAGCAAGGCUGAAGCCCAGGA